Paraphaeosphaeria sporulosa is the source of this 1350-nucleotide messenger RNA. Its product is annotated as flavin oxidoreductase. The record is from RefSeq and is a predicted model, not a curated record. The coding region runs from base 70 to 1350 and encodes 426 amino acids. Gene Ontology annotation, molecular function: oxidoreductase activity; FMN binding. The transcript is spliced from 3 exons. NCBI's taxonomy places the organism in Eukaryota, Fungi, Ascomycota, Dothideomycetes, Pleosporales, Didymosphaeriaceae.
GGAGAAUCGAUUCCAUAUAUACAUCAAACCAUUGUCGUUUCCCUCUCAAUCACCAUAUCUUCUGCAAAUAUGUCUGCACAGCUCAACCGCCCUCUCAAGACGCCCAGCGGCGUCGUCUUCCGGAAUCGUUUGGUCAAGGCCGCAAUGGCAGAGUCCCUGGCAGCCGCGGACAACGACCCCACCGAUGCAUACAUCACGCUGUACGACACGUGGAGCCAGGGCGACUGGGGAGCCGUAAUAACAGGCGAAAUGGAAGUCUCGACAACCUACAUGGGCCACCCUUACAACAUCAAUACCAAACCCGCCCCUUCACAAACACGCGCAAUAAAAGACAAAUGGACACGCUGGGCCCGCGCCGCAACCCAGCACGGCACCCCCGCCCUCGUCCAGCUCGUCCACCCAGGCCGCCAAUCCCCGGCCGCCUGUGGCCAAAGAUCGUUCUUCUCCAAGGCCAUCGCGCCCUCCGCCGUCGCCGUCUCACUGGGGCCAGGGGCAUCAGACUGGCUGGCGAGCAAACUGCUCUUCGGCACCCCCCGCGCGAUGAGUCGCGACGAGAUAUCCGAAGCGGUAUCCCAGUUCGCAGCGGCUGCGAAGCUGUGCCACGAGAGCGGCUUCAGCGGCGUGCAGAUCCACGCCGCGCACGGCUUCCUCCUCACGCAGUUCCUCUCCCCCAGCACGAAUCUGCGGACGGACGAGUACGGGGGCUCGCCUGCCGCGCGCGCGCGCAUCGUGCUCGAGGUCAUCCGCGCCGUCCGCGCCGCCGUGCCGCCGUCGUUCUGCGUGGGGAUCAAGCUCAACAGUGCGGACGUGGGCGGGCGCGAGGCGGAGAGCUUGGAGGAGAGUCUGGAGCAGGUUGGCCUGGUGGCCAGGGAGGGCAUAGAUUUUCUUGAGAUUAGUGGCGGGACGCUUGAGAAUAUGCGCAUGGCGGCUGGCGACGCGCCUGCUCCUAUGGAAAAAGAGAUGAGCGAGAGCACGAGGCACAGAGAGGCGUUUUUCCUCGACUACGCGAGGGCGGUGCGCGCGAGGUUCCCGGAGGUGGUUCUCAUGGUGACGGGGGGGUUUCGGAGUCGCGCGGGCAUGCGGGAAGCACUCGAUACAGGUGCGUGUGAUUUGAUAGGGCUGGCGCGGCCGAGCGCGGUGUGGCCCCGCUUGCCGAGGGAGGUGCUGCUGAAUGAGGAGGUGGAUGAUGGGGAUGCGAGGUGUGAAUUGAGCCUGGUCAAGGGAAACUGGUUUGUGAGGAACUUGGCGCCGAAGAUUGUGGGGGUUGGCGUCGAUACGCUGUAUUAUGCGGGACAGAUUGCAAUGAUGGCAGAGGGGAAGGGGACGAGUGCGCCGGGGUUGGGGGCGUAG